AUGAAACUGUGUGACGCUAUCCCAGGGACGCUUUAUGUUGUAUCUGAAGAAAAUGCUGCAGUCAGUGAGAACAAUAGGUUUACUGAAAGAUUUGAUUUCGAAUCGGCUUCUAAUCUGCCUUUAAGUAAAUUGUUUAAGGCGUAUCUAUCGGUAACGCUGGCGUGACGGGCCUUGUAACCACCGGAAUGUCGCGAUUUUUCGCAAAAUUAGGAUUGACCGCGACGUCUUGCGGGCUACUUAAAAUCGUUUGGGCCCUAGUUAAGCAGUAGAAAGUCAAUUUGCGAUAUUCUAAGUUAUAGCGCAUUGUAAAAAUUUGCAUUAUUUUAACCCUAUAAUUUUGAACGGUAAGAAAUUGUCAAUAGCGCCAAUUUUUAACGAUACCUUUUUGGCCACAAAUUUAUUACAGCUUUCACAAUUUUAUCGUCUUAUAAGAAAGAAAAGGUCAUAAAAACUAUUCGUGCUCUUCAAAGGCUGCCAGAUCGUUGUGGUUUGCAUUGACGUACGAGUCAAUGGAAUUUGCGUAAAAUUUCGCUUCACCGGAAGUGGAUUUUAAGCUCGAUCCGAACGGGCAAAACGCGUUUUCUCGAAUUUUAACAAAAGAUCACGUUUUUUGGGAAAACUAACUGCAGCACGUUUCAUUACUCAUUAAGGGUUAUCAAUGAACCAAAAAUGAGCGAAAUCAAAUUUUGAACUUGUGCCUACCGUGGGUCAAUAUUAACGGAAAGCCGCUCUUAAAAGCAGAACUGGAUCCUUGAUAUGAAAGUUUGUCCAUUUUCUUAAAAAAAUUGGCCGAGCCGAUUGGAACAUUCCAUGCUGGAAUUCAAUAUCAGUAAAAUUCAAUGGUAAUUGGCCCUUUGCAUCUCGACAUUCACUGGAAGAAGACAAACAAACAAAAAAUUACCAUUUUAAAUUAUGUCAGCUCAUUGUUUGUCUUGUCCAAGUGGGUUCCUUCCUCUCCAGCAUGGCGGUUUUGUAACACGUGAAUGACUAUCCGCAAAGCGCCUAUUCAAUUUCAGUUGAAUUUCAUUUCAAUGGUUGUCUUCACACUAGGCUGUAAAAUACUUAAUUUCUUGGCCAAAAAUGCUUGUGUGAAGGCCUAAGUAAAAUCUCAAGUAACUUUACUUUUCAUCUCAUUAAAGUGGGAAAGUUGAAAAGAUUCAAGAAAGUUUCGAGUCACUUGAAAACCAUCCUUAAAACCGACUUAGCGAACUUGCGGUCUCUAAGCCUUGAGAAAGGCGAAGCAUGUCAGUCAAUCUUAAUUAUGUUGCGUGGGAAAAUAGGCUCAAGAAAAGCUGAAAAGCUGAAGUAAAAACGAUAGGUUGUGUGCGAAGCUUUCUUUUACUUGAAGAAUUUAAAAUUUAUUUGUCUUGAAAUAUUUCUUAGGUUAUUUAGACUCUAGUGUAAAGACAACCAAUAUAAUGGGAAUUCACACUUUGAACUUGAUGUGCGGGAAUAAAACAAAAGAAAACAUCUUAAAGCUUGGGGGUGAAAAACUGAUACGAUUCUUAAUUAAUUCUUCAAUCAUGAUAGUGUUAAAAUCAAAGAGCUGUUAUGUCCUCUUCGUCAUUUAGUGUUCAUUCAGGAUCAGUUCAUUGAAUUUAAAUUGAUUAGAAAUUUGAUGCUACUACAUGAGAAAUUUCUCCAAUUUGAUUGGCUUAGAGCAGUGGCAUUUCCGCUUAAUUUGAAAUACCUACAUUUGAAAAUUACAGACUGUUUGUGGGUAGUGGUAUAAACAAAUAAUUGUAUGAUUUGUAGUGAUAUUUGGCAUAAAUACUACUCAUGAUAUUUCAAAAUUGUCUCAAAUUUCACUCGCCUAACGGCUCCUGAAAUUACGUAUAACAAUUUCGAAAUAUCACUCGUGGUAUUUAUCCCAAAUAUCAGUACAAAUCAUGCUAUUACCUAUACAAAUUUCUAUUGAAUUAAUGCAAAUUUCAAGAAUCAGUAUUUAAGCAUUGUCUUUUACUUCUCUUGGAACCACUACAAUACCCAGGAAAAAUGAAAAACAAAGGUUAUGCAAAGUUUUUGGAGGCAAACAAGGUGUAUUAUGGGAGAUGUCCAAAUGGCGAAUCGGAUAUAAAGUGGCACCUCAUUCUAAGCGCUUUCAUUUCUUCACUGGGUAAUUUCAGAAGUGACUGAGAUAAUGAAGUUCCUUUUUAUCUGUGUUUCUCUGGUUUGUGCCAGUUUGCCGUAUUCCUCUCGAGCUGGAGUUCUGGUAUCUCGAAAUCAGGUAAGACAGUCGACAUCAGAUUUUUCUAUGUACUAAGAAUGAUUUUCAGUUGACUUUUUCCGUCAUUGCGGCAAGUUUUGAUUUUGUCAGUGGCUCUUUCAAUGUUUUAAUUAAGCUCCCACCGCCUCAUUAUAGACCCGGGGAGAGGGGGGGGAACUCCGCAUAUGAAACGGGUGGGGAUGCUCGUCGUCUUGCUUAGGGGUGUAAAUUUCGGAUUUUGGUCUCACGUAGGGUGUUCUGGGCAAAACGCCAUCAUAUUUAGCCGUGAGGGUCUCGUUUAGGGUUGUACGCGAAAAAAUAUAAAAAUAUUUAUAUUGUCUGUGUUUUAACAUGGUCUCUUUUAGGGGUCAAAAAAAGCUCGGGCCACCCCCAGAUCGGUCUCCUUUAGAGGAUUAAUUCAAAAUUUGCGGGGUCCCCCCCCCCCCCGGAUUAUAGACCCUUCCACGGUUGUUUUAACUUUUGGCUGAGAACAGUCAGUGAAAAUUCGUCGACAUGAUUGAAAAGAACGCCUUUAAAUCAGUAAAAGUUGCCAAGUGUAAAAGUGAUUUGUUGAAAGCUGACGACUACUGGGGAGCUUUGCAAAUUCACCGAACCAUGCAGACGUUUACAUGGUUAGAGGCGAGUUGAUGACUGCAACAUACUAAUGCUUGUAAAAUUUCGCUGGAUGUUGUGGAGUAAUACCCUCGCUUACUUUGGACUUUUCACCUUAAAACUUGGUAGGUUUCCUCCUUUUAAGGUGCUAUUUCCAGCAAUUGAUAGAUACUCGCCUUGACUGGUCUUAAAAAUACCGUUAUCGGGAAAAGGGGCUAUAUUUACAGUAAAUUCUUAAAUAACUAUGCAGUCUUCCUCACGUUGAAAAUCUUUUAAGAUACUGCUAACACAGAAAAAAAAAUGAGAAGAGUGCGUUAGAUCGAGUUUAUAACCGUGUUAUUUUGUUUAAUUCUGUGCCGCUUUCUCUUGCACAGGAACAAGAACCCUUUUAUCCGCUCUUGGCCUGCGGUAACUGCGGGAAACCAGCUCAUACUUAUUUGCAUCUUAAUUAAAAAUAACCAAAAAAUAACAAUAUAGCACAUUUGUUAUACGCCGUGUUCUUUUGAGCACUGAAUUAAUUUUCCGCAAUCUCGCAUCUCUCUCUCUCUCUGUAUGUUUUGUUUCCUUUGUUGUAUAUGUCAUGCUAUAAGUAAACUUGCGUCAUCAUUCUUUUCCUUGAUUUUUUAUCUGUUUUAGUAUCCAACAAACCCAUCUGCUCAUAUCGAAGCUGCCGAUAGGGAUGAGGUUCGCUAUCAACCUAACACAGGUACUUUAAGUUCCUUGCUCUUAAACUUUGAAAACCGGAUUUGCAAAAAUAUCAACUCAUUCUACUACUUGGUAAUUUAAAACAACAAAACUCAUUCAAAGGCCCAUUAAAAGCCUUUAUCUGACGCCGGGCAGUAAGUUAAUGGUCCCUAGAAGCAUUCCAACGAGUCCAAAUUUAAAAUGACGCAAACAUUAGAACUUUUAUUCAGUAAACUGAGUUCGCGAAGUUUCAAAUCGGUGUCAUUUCAGUCUAGAAAUUUUUAAGUUGAGAGUGAACUGCAGCAAAAGAGUGCCUGGUUAAGGCUUACAUUAUACACUUAAUGUCAGAACCCAAGGGAAACAGCUAGUUUUGUUUUCCCGACAGUCCUGAUGUUUCUCGAGACGAAGUCGAGGGAAACAUCAGGACUCGAGGGAAAACAAAACUAACUGGUUUCCCGAGGGACCUGAUAUCAAGUGUUUUGUUAUAUUUCUAGACUUUCACUUCAACAGCUAGCAACAAAAGAAUAACCGGAGCGAACCAAAAGAGUUGACUCGGUUCUUAUAAGAACACAAAUUUAAUUCUCAAAACCACUGAAUGAAUGAUUUACAAACUAAAGUACUUUCCUUAUAUUAUCUGCAUCUUUUUCAUCCACUAGCUGCUGUUUUUCUUCUGGAAACUUCUGGGAUAACUUUGAAAUCGUUGCUUUUUAGCUUGAGGCUUCGUGUUUGUGUUGUUGUGUUCAUUCACGAAAAAGAAAACUGGCAGGACCUGGCGGUGUUUUUCCCGCCUUCUGUCACGCCACUUUCCACCAUGCUUUGAUCACGUGCUGCAAUGUAUCCCGAGCGGGGUACAUUAUUUAAUGUAUCACGAUCGGGAAACAUUUGAUUUUAGUCAAGGCUACGUGACCAAGACGUGGCUACGUGUUUAGUUGAGUGAAAGUCUAGGAAUAUAACACACAACUUAAAUAGCUAGCAAAACACUACUUUUUUUCGCGGUCCUAUAAACAACAGGAUUCCGCAUGGAAGAGAAAUGAAUGAAUGAAAUGAAAUGAAUGAAUGAAAUGAAUGAAUGAAUGAAACAUAGUGCAGAAAUUACUGCCACCUUCUUAUGUGCGCUGCCAUUAGAGCCCGCUGAAACUAGACCUAGAGCCAAUUUUUCUGAUUCAAGAGUUACUUUUCCAAGAUACAAUCAGCUAUAAAGCUAAACACAGACGAAACAAUAUUAAUGGCUGGCACAGAAUAUUUCGGCCAAACCGCAGUUCAACCACGCGAUCACAUACCUGUCAACACCAUGCGGAAAUCACACAAUCACACACUUUCGCAGAACUGAUCUUACUAUCCAUAACCACGCAUAAUCUUCUCACGGUUAAAAUAAGCGAAAUAUCAUCGAAUAACUCGGAAAACCUCAGCCAGAUAAACACCUGUGGACUUUUCUCUUAAACUCGUCUUAUUCAAGUUCCCGGAUGUAGAGACACGCGGUCGGCGGAUCACCUUAGCCUUGUUUUCACACCAGAAAAAAACUCACUCUUGGCCCGGGUCAAAGUUCGCUGGCAAUCUUGCUUUCACCUAAAUCAUUUGUCUCCUAAGAACCUGUUCCCGAGGCCAAAGACUUAGUGGUCACCUUAGAAAAGCGAACAAUAUCGUAGCUUCCUGUCUCAGGAUCAGGAGGGUGAUUGAUCCGCUUAGCCAAAUCAAACGAGAAUAUAAUACGAUAUUGGACUAUGCAGACUCUGCGAAUAGUAAUAACUUUGUCCCAUCUCAGAGCUUUACAUAAUGCUCUCCGGGAAAGUUUUCUCAAGGUGACCAAUAUAUAAAACUAAACUGCUAAACGGCACCGAAACCAGCUUUAGGCGCGCACUGAUUUCAAAUAACUGUCACUUGUGUUAAAGAAAGAAUUGUGGGUAGGGAAAAAAAUCGGUAGGUUAGGGGGGUUAAGAUAUUAAUUCUGUCUACAUCCACUUCUAUACAAAUCCCUAACCACAACACAAGCAAAAAAAAAAGACAGAAGCAAGCAACACAGUAAACAUACGUCAAGCUAUUAGACAGGGGAAGUUGAGAAAAAUUACAAAAUGUUUGGUUUUUAUAACUCCAGGUAGAUUUGCAUUUAAUGUUUUUUUUUUUUUUUUUUUUUUGAGCCAGAACUUUGAAAGAAACUAAAGUACACCUACAGAAAUAACGAUUUUUUAAAACGCGUCAACAGGGAAAAAUUCUUUGCGAAAAAGUAUAAAAUGAACGAUUACUUCUACUGUAUCGUUGUAGGGUAACAAUGUAUCAUGCGAUCUCAUUAUUAAUCUCAGAAAAUCGUGCUAGGAUAUCGUGGGGUAUUCGGUUGGGUUCAACCUCAAGCCCUGAACACGAAUUGGGUAGGUAGGGUUAAAAGUAAAGUUUUGAAAGUUCUUGGAGAGUGAUCACCUUUAUAUGAUCUCUUAAAUCACAUACGCCUGUUUAUACUUUGCUUCAUAGUGAUCAAGGACUGGUCUGUCAACGCUCCCUACAGCUACCUUGGAUGCGGCAUGAAGUAUCAAGACGGAAAAUUGACGGUGCCUGAUCCCGGACAGUACUAUAUCUACGCUCAACUUUACUUCCACAACAAUGGACGAGUCUUUAUCAGAGUUAACUACAAAGUCGUGACCAUGCUUCAGCCACCCGUAAAUGAUAAAGACUUUCAUGGUACCGUGUACGCUGGUGGGGUUUUCAACCUGAACGCUAAUGACGUCAUCACGUUGACUGCUCACUGUUAUCCUGAUGAAAAAGGACCUAUAAUUUACAUGGCUCCCAGACACAGUUACUUUGGCGCAUUAUUGAUUUAA
Molecule: messenger RNA, 6312 nt
Organism: Porites lobata
Lineage: Eukaryota; Metazoa; Cnidaria; Anthozoa; Scleractinia; Poritidae
Source: the annotation of a GenBank genome assembly